Messenger RNA from Seminavis robusta, 1371 nucleotides. NCBI's taxonomy places the organism in Eukaryota, Bacillariophyta, Bacillariophyceae, Naviculales, Naviculaceae. The record is from the annotation of a GenBank genome assembly.
AUGAAAUUCAAGACCAUCAUUGAACCCUUUCGAAUCAAGACCGUACAGCCGAUCCGACAAACAACCCGUGAAGAGAGAGAACGGUUACUCCAAAAGGCCCAUUACAAUGUCUUUCUUCUUAAAGCUGACGAUGUUCUCAUUGACUUGCUUACGGACAGCGGCACAGGGGCCAUGUCCGCACAACAAUGGUCUGGAAUGAUGCUGGGGGAUGAAUCCUACGCUGGAGCUUCGUCCUUUUACAAGUUUGAAGCCGCCGUCAAGAAGAUUACUGGAUUCGAGCAUGUCUUGCCCUGUCAUCAAGGCCGUGCCGCCGAACGGAUUUUGUUUGGGUGCAUGCUGAAACCCGGAGAUGUCGUGCCCAACAAUACGCAUUUCGACACCACGAGGGCUCAUGUCGAGUACCGAGGUGCCAAAGCCUUGGAUAUUCCUAUUCCAGAGGGGAGAGACCCGGCCCUGAUCCACCCUUUCAAAGGAAACAUGGAUCUUCAGGCAUUGGAGAAGAUUCUUCAAGGCAAGCAAGUGCCCUUGGUGGUGAUCACCGUCACGAACAAUAGCAACGGGGGACAACCCGUUUCGAUGGCCAACAUCCGACAAGCUAGCGAGAUUUGUCAUCGGUACAACGUCCCCUUGAUAUUGGAUUGUGCCCGCUUUGCUGAAAACGCAUGGUUCAUCAAGAUCCGCGAAGAUGGAUACGCCAACAAGACUCCGCUCGAGAUAGCUCAAGAAAUGUUCCAAUAUGCAGAUGGGGCCUGCAUGAGUGCUAAAAAAGAUGGCAUGGCUAACAUUGGCGGAUUUCUCGCCAUCAAGGACGACGACAAACUUGCAAAGCAAUGCAAGGAUGUGCUCAUUCUGACCGAAGGGUUCUCAACCUACGGUGGAUUGGCUGGGUAUGACCUCGAAGCCCUGGCAGUGGGCUUACAGGAAGUUCUCCACGAAGACUAUCUUGAGUAUCGAAUACGCUCGGUGGCCUAUCUCGGUGAAAAGCUGACCGAAUGCGGCAUCCCAAUUGUUCAACCUCCCGGUGGGCAUGCAAUUUACAUCGAUGCCAAAGCCAUGCUGCCCCACAUUCCAUCCAACCAAUUUCCAGCCUGGGCGUUGACACUGGCUCUCUACGUCGAAGGAGGGGUCCGUUCCGUGGAAUUAGGGGGCAUGAUGUUCGGCAAGAACGAUGCCAAUCCUGCUGAGCCCAACAGCGCCAUGGAAUUGGUUCGACUGGCCUUCCCUCGGCGCACAUACACGCAGAGUCACAUCGACUACGUCAGUGAGGUCCUGUACCAUGUCAACUCCAUAAAGGACACUAUUCGUGGGGUCAAAAUUGUUGAAGCUCCGGCUGUGCUCCCUCAUUUCUCGGCUAAAAUGGCCCCGGUUUGA